AGGCUUUGUGGGGGAGAAGGGCAGAGGGGACACCUGAGGGCAGCCUGUGGCCGGCCCCUCCCAGGCCGCAGGGGAAACGAGUUUAACAGGACUUAGCCCUCAAGGAACCACAGAUGGAGGAGCAGGGCAAGUACAUUGCCUCAACACAGCGACCUGACGGAACCUGGCGCAAGCAGCGGAGGGUCAAAGAAGGCUAUGUGCCCCAGGAGGAGGUCCCAGUGUAUGAAAACAAGUAUGUGAAGUUUUUCAAGAGUAAACCAGAACUUCCCCCAGGGUUGAGCCCUGAGGCUACCACUCCUGUCACCCCAUCCAGACCAGAAGGUGGUGAGCCAGGCCUCUCCAAGACAGCCAAACGCAACCUGAAGAGAAAAGAGAAGAGGCGACAGCAGCAGGAGAAAGGAGAGGUGGAGGCCCUGAGCCGGACUCUUGAUAAGGUGGCUCUGGGCGAGACAGCCCCGUGCCCAGGUGCUCUCCAAGUCCCGCAGGCAGCCCCAACAGCUGCCUCUGAGCCACCUGACUCAGCAGAGAAAGCCAAGAAGAUAAAGAACCUCAAGAAGAAACUGCGGCAGGUGGCAGAGCUGCAGCAGCGGAUCCAGGCUGGGGAAGUGAGCCAGCCCAGCAGAGAGCAGCUGGAGAAACUGGCCAGGAGAAGGGCCCUGGAGGAGGAGCUCGAGGACUUGGAGCUGGGCCUGUGAGGCCUUUGGCAUAGGGAACGGACUGCAGAAAAACCAUGGGGUGCUCUGGGGUCCGGGAGAGUGUGGUAGCCGCAGUCAGGUGGGGUAUCCCCAUACUGGCUCACUUCCACCUCUUGGGGCCCAACUGUCCUCCAGAGCCUAGUCUUCUCCUUCAUUCCUUCCUUCUCUUUCUUCCCCGGUUCCUAUUUUGCGGACUUUUUACCUCCAUUUCCCAGUGUCCACAACCUCUGUGACUACCCUAGGUACCUUGCUGCUGACUUGGGUGUGGUGUUUAACAGAAAACUGGGUGGGUGGGAAUCUCUGAGAGCUGAGGUUGAGGACAUGGGGGGUGCACCCACGCCUUGGAGUCUUGGUUCCUGUUCAGUGUUUAUGAGUUAUUUCCCUGUUACCCUGAACCUCUUCCUUUUUUUUUUUUUUUCUUUUUUAAACAAGAAUAAAUUCAAGUAGACGACA
Jaculus jaculus (lesser Egyptian jerboa) is the source of this 1148-nucleotide messenger RNA. It is a transcript of the gene Pym1, whose product is annotated as PYM homolog 1, exon junction complex associated factor. The coding region runs from base 114 to 695 and encodes 193 amino acids. The record is from RefSeq and is a predicted model, not a curated record. Gene Ontology annotation, cellular component: cytoplasm; exon-exon junction complex. Gene Ontology annotation, biological process: exon-exon junction complex disassembly. Lineage: Eukaryota; Metazoa; Chordata; Mammalia; Rodentia; Dipodidae. The transcript is spliced from 3 exons. Gene Ontology annotation, molecular function: RNA binding.